GGCGGCCGGGGCCGGAUAGACGGGACCGCCCCCUCCUCGGAUACCAGCUGAGGCCGCGGGUUUGCUUCCAAGCAUGCCCUUUCAGAAGCACGUCUACUACCCGCUGGCCAGCGGCCUGGGAGGACCCGACGCCCCCGCAGCAGCUGCCGCGGCGGGAGCGGCCACGAUGGCCUGUGGCCCCCCCAGCGUGGCGUCGGUCCCCCUGCCCUUCUUCCAGUUCCGGCCGCGGCUGGAGAGCGUCGACUGGCGGCGGCUGAGCGCCAUCGACGUGGACAAGGUGGCGGGCGCCGUGGACGUGCUCACGCUGCAGGAGAACAUCAUGAACAUCACCUUCUGCAAGCUGGAGGACGAGAAGUGCCCGCACUGCCAGUCGGGGGUGGAUCCGGUGCUGCUGAAGCUCAUCCGCCUGGCGCAGCUCACCAUCGAGUACCUGCUGCACUCGCAGGAGUUCCUCACCUCGCAGCUGCACCACCUGGAAGAGCGGCUGCGCCUGAGCCUGGCCGAUGGCGAGCAGAGCAGGAAGCUCCUCACCAAGCAGGCCGGCGAGAUCAAGUUACUCAAGGAAGAGUGUAAACGCAGGAAAAAGAUAAUCUCGACCCAGCAGCUGAUGAUCGAGACCAAAGCCAGCUAUUACCAGUGCCAUUUUUGUGAUAAGGCCUUUAUGAACCAAGCUUUUCUACAAAGUCACAUUCAGCGCCGCCACCCUGAAGAUUCUCAGCUUGAGUGUAAGAAAAAGGCACAGACUGAUAAGCUCCAGAGUGAGAUUGACAUGCUGAAGGAGCAGCUGCAGCUCACCAAGUCUCAGCUGGAGGCUGCACAGCACGCCCACGCUGUCAGGUUCUCUAAGGAAUAUGAAAUGCAGAAAACAAAAGAGGAAGAAUUUCUGAAGUUAUUUGAUAGAUGGAAAGAAGAAGAAAAGGAGAAACUAGUUGAUGAAAUGGAAAAAGUCAAGGAAAUGUUUAUGAAGGAGUUUAAAGAAUUGACCUCCAAGAAUUCAGCAUUAGAAUAUCAAUUGUCAGAAAUCCAGAAGUCCAACAUGCAGAUCAAGUCCAAUAUUGGCACGUUAAAAGACGCACGUGAGUUUAAAGAAGAACGUCCUCAGUAUCCCCAGGAUUUCCAGAAUGUGAUGCAACUUCUUGAUAGUCAGGAAAGCAAGUGGACCGCCCGAGUUCAAGCUCUUCACCAAGAACACAAGAAAGAGAAGGGUCGGCUCUUGUCACAUAUAGAGAAACUUCGAACCUCCAUGAUAGAUGAUCUAAAUGCAAGUAAUGUUUUCUACAAGAAAAGGAUAGAAGAUCUAGGGCAGAGACUCCAGGAACAGAAUGAACUGAUUAUCACGCAGAGACAACAGAUUAAAGAGUUUACCAGUAGACCAUUAAACACUGUCAGUGAACCCAAAGGGAAUCCUUUAACCUGGCAAACAUUCGAAUCUAAGCCAACUGCCCCAGCUGUAUCUAUGACUGCCUCAGCCCCACAGACUUUGGAUGCUAAAUCAAGUCUAACAAUGGCACACGAACAGGCAUUCCCAUCGCACAUACUGGAACCAAUAGAAGAGCUUUCAGAGGAAGAAAAAGGAAGGGAGAAUGAACAGAAAUUAAAUAACCACAAGAUACAUUUAAGGAAAGUUUUGAAGGGUAACCCCUCCCUCAAUAAGGAAAUCAGAAACGUGUUGGAGCAGAGUUUGCUGGAGAAACUGGAAACCUUGGGGAUUAAUGCGGAUAUACGUGGUAUUUCAAGUGAUCACUUCAGUAGAGUGCUAAGAACUGUGGAAUCAGCAAGACAUGAGCGAGAAAGACAAAUACCUAACAUUCAGCAAAUUCGAGAAUUCCUCGAACGUGAGGUCAGCUGUAAAAUCGAGGAGAGAAACUUACUGUCCUCAGAUAAGUAUGGUGCUUCUCAAAUGGAUACCCUCUCAACUGGAGAAAUACCCAAGGCAGUGCAACUUCCUCCCAAAAGCAGACAACUGAUUAGGCAAAGACCUGUUUUCACUGAUAGGACAUCUGUUCCCAAAAUUAAGAAAAAUAUCACAGAAGAUCAUUUUCCCAAAAAGUCUUCAACUCUUACGACGCCGCCCUUCAGUUCAGAGGAAGAGUUGGAUGGUGAGGACCUCAUCCAGGCAUGCGCAUCCCCAGACUUACUUCUCGUGCAGUCAUCCAAAAGCAACAAGAGUAGCUUUGGAAAGAACACUGUCAAAAGUGACACUGACUGGACCGAGGGUAGUGAAAUCGAGGACUCCGAUGUUUCUCCCAAGCCCACAGGAACCUCCAUUAAAACGCUGACCGAAAAAGUUGAAAAGACAGUUUCAAAUCACGGAAGUGUGAACAAGCCAUUUGGUGGGAUUAAUGUUGCUGAGGCAUUCAUCAAGAAAGAAUUGAAAGAAGACCUGAAGUGCACAGAGGUGGAUGAUGAAGACUGGGACAUAUCAUCCUUAGAGGAAGAAAAAUCUUUAGGGGAAAAAACUGGGCAAGAACAGAAGGAACCUCUACCUUGAAGAAUGAGCCAAUUCUACUCAAGUGCCAAAUGCCUGGGUUGCAUCUAAUCUCCAGGGGCCAAAGGGAGAGG
Molecule: messenger RNA, 2562 nt
Organism: Lynx canadensis (Canada lynx)
Lineage: Eukaryota; Metazoa; Chordata; Mammalia; Carnivora; Felidae
Gene: DZIP1
Product: DAZ interacting zinc finger protein 1
Exons: 19
Coding region: 74-2491 (805 amino acids)
Biological process (GO): cilium assembly
Cellular component (GO): cytoplasm; ciliary basal body
Source: RefSeq, a predicted model, not a curated record